AAAUAAUGAUUUGGCCGAGGUGCAGUGGAACCUUGAGCUGUGUAACCCGAGGAGGAGGAGGAGGCUUGUUGGGGCAUGAAGAUGAGUCCAGCAGGACAUGUCCCAGCCAGUCUGGUCACUCGAAUAAAUAUGAAAACCCACCUCUGGAGGCACUAAGAAAUGAAGGCAAUAAUUGCUUUAUUCUCUCCCGGCUUCAUUUCCCUGCCUUCCCUUCCCCAGGCCCUUCCAAUGGCACCUGGUGGCCCAACUCCAGCACCAGCCACCUCCUGAGGGAGAACUACACCUUCCUGGCAUACUACCAGCACUCCUCCCCCGUGGCCCUCAUGUUCAUCCUGGCCUACACCUUCAUCUUCCUCAUGUGUGUGGUUGGCAACGUCCUGGUGUGCUUCGUCGUGGUGAAGAACCGCCAGAUGCGCACGGUCACCAACAUGUUCCUGCUCAACCUGGCCAUCAGCGACCUGCUGGUGGGCAUCUUCUGCAUGCCCACCACCCUGGUGGACAACCUCAUCACAGGUUGGCCCUUUGACAACACCAUGUGCAAAAUGAGUGGCCUGGUGCAGGGCAUGUCCGUCUCCGCCUCUGUUUUCACGCUGGUCGCCAUCGCUGUGGAGAGGUUUCGCUGCAUCGUCCACCCCUUCCGGCAGAAGCUGACGCUGAGGAAAGCCCUGCUGACCAUCGCCAUCAUCUGGGUGCUGGCCCUGCUCAUCAUGUGCCCUGCUGCCAUCACCCUGACCGUCACCAGGGAGGAGCACCACUUCAUGGUGGACACCUACAACAACUCCUACCCUCUCUACUCCUGUUGGGAGGCCUGGCCUGAGACGGGGAUGAGGAGGAUCUACACCACCGUCCUCUUCUCCCAUAUCUACGUGGCUCCCCUCGCCCUCAUCGUCAUCAUGUACGCCCGCAUCGCCUUCAAGCUCUUCAAGUCGGUGGCGCCUGCCCACAGCAGAGAGGAGCCGGAGGGGAGGAGGAUCUCCAGGAGGAAGGCCAAGGUCAUCAACAUGCUCAUAAUCGUUGCCCUCUUCUUCACCAUCUCCUGGCUGCCCCUCUGGACGCUGAUGCUGCUGACGGACUACGGGCAGCUGAGCGAGGGCCAGCUCCGCCUGCUCGCCGUCUACGUCUACCCGUUCGCCCACUGGCUGGCCUUCUUCAACAGCAGCGCCAACCCCAUCAUCUACGGCUACUUCAACGAGAACUUCCGCCGGGGCUUCCAGGAGGUCUUCAGGGCUCCCCUCUGCCAGCGCAGGCCCUACACCCCCCGGAGCCACGGCCGCGGGACCCUCUUUGGCACCCGCAACCGCAUCUUCACCCAGGCGCCCACCAGCGACUCCCCAGCCGCCUCCAAGUCGGGGCUGCCGGCCCCGCGCCACGCCAGUGUCCCCGCGUGGGACGGCUGAGGAGCUGUGGCCACCAAACCACUCUGGACCAAGGGCUUGUGGGGCGGGGAAUGGGGAUUUGCCACGUUAUGGCUGCAAGACAUUGAAAUAAAGGUGUAUCCUACU
Catharus ustulatus (Swainson's thrush) is the source of this 1502-nucleotide messenger RNA. It is a transcript of the gene NPFFR1, whose product is annotated as neuropeptide FF receptor 1. Gene Ontology annotation, molecular function: neuropeptide receptor activity; peptide binding. Gene Ontology annotation, biological process: G protein-coupled receptor signaling pathway. The record is from RefSeq and is a predicted model, not a curated record. The coding region runs from base 6 to 1397 and encodes 463 amino acids. Gene Ontology annotation, cellular component: membrane. The transcript has 3 exons. NCBI's taxonomy places the organism in Eukaryota, Metazoa, Chordata, Aves, Passeriformes, Turdidae.